CUGGGGCGUUUCGAAUUUUGUGAAGUGAACAGACCGUAUUCUGUGUAUUACGGUAUACGGUAAAGACAUGCAAGUCUACUUCACACAAUGGAAAGAUGUGCUUAGUAUCAAACUUAAUACUGAUGUGUAUGUAAACACAACUUUGGCAAAUGUUUACGAGAAUCAACGAACCAUGACAAAGUGUCUGGUCACAGAUAUUUACCCUUACAUCCUUUAAUUAACGACUGUUUUGUGAACAGCGUCGGUAAGUGUCUCCUAAACUUAACACUGUGACAGCAAAUUAUCCUCAAUAUGAAAAUGAAAUACAGAAUAAGAACUGCAGUAUAGUAGCUAGGCUUAUUGACGAAACAUCAAUGGAAAAGGAAAUUUUUAAAAUAUAAUCGGUGUUUUUUGUGUGAUAAUUGGAGAUUAAAUAACUUCUCAGCUUGAAGAAAAGACAUUUCUGUUUCUAAAGAAAAUUCCUGGGUUUUUCUCUCGCUGAAAGUGUAUUAAAAUGGAACACUGCAAUGUUCCAGACUUUCAGGCACAGUUUCCUACCAAGAUACCUUGUCACCACCAGGCGGAAGAACUGCUGAUGACGAUUAAUGACGAAAUAUGUAAAUGUAUGCAAGAUUAUACAGAAUCGCGGAAACUUACUGAGGCGAAAACGGACACAUUCGAUCACUUCUUUACUCGCCUCGCUGUUGAGGCUAUAGCAACGGGACGGCCAUAUUUCUCUGCCGCUUAUGAAUCAGUUGGAAGUCGGGGCGAAGGUUUGGGUUUUUUAGCGAACGAUACGGACACAUUAAGCACCAUGACAACACUUUCGGCGUGCUUUCCUUCACCGGAAGUGGACCUUUUAGAUAACAUGUUUGUGAUAGAUACAGAAGGCUGUCACCCAGGAUACUGCAAACUCCAGUUCCACCGAAAAAAUGUAAGUGAUUCAUAUACGAUACCCCAACAAUUUAUAGCGAAGAGAAAAAGAGUUGUCUUUCUUUGCAAUACUGCUUUGGUAACAAUGUUCCAUGAAGGAAACAGCAAGUUUAGUGCAUGGCAUUCACACGGGCCAGCCCUGACUAGUGACGAACUACAACAGGACUGGGUCAUAGCUGUGAAAUGUGUCAACCCCGGUCGUCUGCUACAAAAUUACACUGAGAGGACAAGAACGUGGCCGGAUAGAGCGACCGUGGAGAGGUUGACAAAGGUCCAAUAUGCUGUCGUAAGUGCCAGUCAUCCGACUUGUAAUGAAACUUCUUUGGAAUUUCGUAUUUCAUUUGCAUCUGCGGAGAAGCUUCUAAUCAGAAGUUUGUCUGACGUUCAGUUUGCUGUUUAUGCUUUCCUGAAGUAUAUAAAGAGGCGAAUAGAGGAAGACAUCUGCAGUUCUGACGAUGUUCUGAGAACGUACUAUGUGAAAAUGGCACUGCUUUGGUGUUGUGAGAGGAUGGAGCCUGCUGUUUGGACAGCCAAGAACUUCCUGCAUUGUACCUCUGUGUGUCUGAAAUUUCUUCAACAAUGUUUCCAUUCCAAAAAUCUUCCACAACUAUUCAUGCCGGAAAACAAUUUGAUUGACCACUUAGUGCCAGACGAGUGUGACAGAAUUGCAGCCGAUAUUGGCAGGUACAUAGAACCCCUAAACCCAAGACUCUUUCUCAACUGCUUGUGCGACGAAACAUUUGACGGAGCUUUUGACAGGUUACUCUCUCGUCCAAGGCGAGAUUUGUCAGUUCAGAUUCGGAAAUUGUUCUUGAGAUCUUCAACAUCAAACAUAGCUGUAGAUAAGAUAUCGGCUGUGAUGGAAACGGAUACCAUAUCCUUCAUCCUAGCAGAAUUAUCGGUGAAGGACGAACAUGUGUUUUGCCCAGUGCUAUAUGAAACCAUUCGCGACCUACACAAUAUCGUUUGUCCCGACAUGGUCGAUUGUAUGAGGUCUCUACUGUACCGUUUCCUAGCAGAUAUAAUACACAGACAGACUGGGUUCAUCCGAAACAACAUUCGUCAAGCAGAAGAGUUGUACCUUCGAGGUAUAAGUCUAGUGUAUCCAAUUAGCAAAUUUGACGACAAGGAAUUUUCAGGCAGCAUUCAAUUGGCAUUAUUCUAUUACCUCAACAAAGAAUAUGUGAAAGCGAAGACAGUUAUGAGAAGAAUAGAAACAAUACUUUACAAAGUGGAUCCCACGCGUAGCCUAUCCAUCAUUCUUGUGUAUGGUGACCUGCAGCGAAUGUGGCACGACACUUUCCUUCAAGAUAUGGUGGGACGCUUUAGCGAUCCAGACCUUGAUACGUUGCCCAUCAAAUGCAAUGCAUUAGCCCUUUAUAUCUUUGCACGAUGUAUCAGCCAUCUGUAUGAGAGCAAGUACAUGCAGUCACAAAGAGUGAGACUCAAAAAGCUGAAACGUUCAGUUCUAGUGAACCUCAAACAUCUACCAGGAUUAGAUCCAGAGACACUCAAGUACACAUCGAUGGUUUUACAGCGUACAAAAACGAUACUCCUGGAACUAAUAUCUCUGAUAAGGUGACAUUAAACUGUUUUACGCUCCCUCGCCAAACCAAAUGUUUUAGGAUUCGAGCCUCUCACAUUGGAUUCUUUAUGAAGCAUGUAAAAUAUUUAACUGUAAUUCCUCUUGUGUAAAUGAUUUGGCAAAUUCAAACCACGUGGUUCAAUCGUGUUCCUUAAAUUCAUCGCUUUCUUUGAUCUUUAUUACAUCAGAACCAACGGUGACAGUUAACGUCUAAUCUGUAUACGAUAAGCGGUACGAUUUCGUUUUCCGAUCUUGAACUUUCCCUGUCUUGAUAGUAAUAUCCCUGCUUCAGCAACCUACGAUGUUUACAUGGCAUAUAGUUGAUUUGGUAUUUAAGAGCCUGAUUCAAAUAUCACGACUUCCGUGAUAGAUGUCGACUACUAACUUACAACAGAGGGUUUCCAGAGAUGCAGGUUGACGAAGACUGUGGACAACUUUUACGGUCGCCGUCAGGACUCAUUGGAAAUAUGCUAUUUUUUGUGUGUGAUAUGACGUGGAUAUGUUUGGCUUAUGUUUGUUAGUUGCCCAUUUUUGUUGUCACUUGAGAAUGUAGCAUUGCCUGAAUUUACAUGGCGGAUGUCGUUGAUGAAGAAAACAUUAUUCUCCUGAUACUUUUUUUCAAUACUAAUCGUGGGAAUCCAUCCUUUGGUCACAUUUUACCAUAUUUUCAUUGAAGUUGGUCAUUAGAUAUUCUGUUGUUUUAAUAUAAAUGAUGUAAGUUACGAUUUUUGAGAUAACAUUUAUAACUCUUUUAUUGUUUCAAAUUUUUUAACUGUUGUCCCUUAAUGUGGCAUUUAUAUUACAUUUGUAUUUGAAAAGUGUAAGAAAGACGGAGAAGAUACAAGGAAGGGCGUCAUGUUUUAUAUAUAUAAUGAUUACAACUCAUCCUUCAGGUAGCUACUCAGUAUUGCCAACAGCGAUAGGCUACAUGUGGAGAGGCGACUGAAGGACAUGGGUUGUGAGGUUUUUAAACUUAUACACAAAGUGUCUCCCGAGUAUAUCCUUAACCUUGUAACUUAAAUAUAUCAAACUAUGAACGCAGGGAAACAAAUACUGCGGAGGUGCCCAGGGUAAACACUGUGAAGUACGAACAGAAAUGUUUUAUGUUGAGCCCGCCCUUGUAUGGAAAAGUCUCCCUAAUGAAUUCCGAAGAGUUGAAAAUUUCAAGGAGUACAGGCGGCUGGCUGAUUCACUCCUGGGAUGGCCCCAUCUGCCUUUGCAAUCUCUGUACGGAUUAGUGUUUCACGUGUUUGCACUGGUCAUGAGUUUUUAAAUUGUAUCAUGCUACUCUUAUUCCAUACUUUUUGUUUACGGUAUCUAUUUUACAUUUUACAGAACACAAUUAAUUUACACCACUGCUAUCAGUAUCAUCUUGUAUAUCUGUUUUAAACAGUUGUUACUUUCUCUUUCUCCUCAAUAUUUUUACAGAACUAAUUGAUACCAUUGAUGUCAAUACCAUGUUUAAGUUUAAACUACAUUAGUGUCAAUUUCUAUUCUCUGAUAUAUAUUAGUAUUGUAUCUAUGUUCCACUCUAUAGUGAUUUAACCGUACUCGUUAGUGAUUGUGUGCUAUAUAUUAGCAUUGUAUCUAUGUUCCACUCUAUAGUGAUUUAACCUUACUCGUUAGUGAUUGUGUGCUAUAUACUAGCAUUGUAUCCAUGUUACACUCUAUAGUGAUUUAACCUUAUUCGUUAGUGAUUGUGUGCUAUAUACCAGCAUUGUAUCCAUGUUACACUCUAUAGUGAUUCAACCUUACUCGUUAGUGGUUGUGUGCUAUAUACUAGCAUUGUAUCGAUGUUCCACUCUAUAGUGAUUUAACCUUACUCGUUAGUGAUUGUGUGCUAUAUACUAGCAUUGUAUCAAUGUUACACUCUAUAGUGAUUUAACUUUACUCGUUAGUGAUUGUGUGCUAUAUACUAGCAAUGUAUCUAUGUUCCACUCUAUAGUGAUUUAACCUUACUCGUUAGUGAUUGUGUGAUAUACAAGUGUUCACUUUCAAAUUAUGUCUUCUUGAGUAUCCUUUUUUGAAUAUUAUUUAUCUUUGAUAGCACUUCAUGCCGCUUUGUUUUAUUUUAAUUUUAAUUUCGUAUCAACUCUGUUAUGUCAUGUCUUGGGGCCUCUUUAGUUAGGAGAUUGCCGAUCACUUAGAAACCUGAGAUAUGAUACUUUUCCCUUUCACUGUGAAAGGACUUAAUGCUACACUUGUAUUUAUGAAUAAGCUAUCUGUGAUAACUCCUGUUUCAUGUUAUAUUAUAAUGUUUUUAUUGUUUUCCAUAAAUAGGUUUGUCGCAAUAAUAGUUGACAAGAGCCUUUAUUUAUACGACUCUAAAUAAAGUUUCUAGUAUCUUGUAUAUGCAUUAGUAUAAAUAUAUGGGUCAAAAAAAGUAAUAUAGACGGUAAAAUGCCAUAUAACACUGGAUAAACUACACAUCUUGAUGUUUGUACGCAAUCUGACACUGAUUUUCGUUAAAAUUUCCAGAUCAAUUUAGCUUUUAAUUAAUAUACAAAUCGUAGCUGUGUUUGCACACCGCAUUUAGAUUUGUCUAUGGUGUAUAAAGAAUGUUUGGCAGAGGUCCGUAUUUGUCUUCUAAACGAAGCUAAGCUUGACUCUCCUGGCUAGUACAACUCGUCGCAUGAACAAAUGUUCCUUUGGAUUCGGGUACUCAGUAGGUUACUUCAUAGUACAGGGCGGAGAAAGUACGUCACGUGCCAUGGCAUUAAUAUACCCGCUUUCAGGUAAUUUUUAGGAAUUGCAAACUUAUACUAUUUGAUCGUUUCAUUGUACUAUUACUUCUCUUGUCCUUACUUUAAAACUCUGGAAUC
This is a messenger RNA of Mizuhopecten yessoensis (Yesso scallop), 5319 nucleotides long. RefSeq lists its product as uncharacterized. The record is from RefSeq and is a predicted model, not a curated record. NCBI's taxonomy places the organism in Eukaryota, Metazoa, Mollusca, Bivalvia, Pectinida, Pectinidae. The transcript has a single exon. The coding region runs from base 494 to 2494 and encodes 666 amino acids.